CAAAGACGGUGGCUCCCCGGAAGUGUGUUCCUGCCGCUGAGGAAGGCCGGGUGCCGCCGUGACUGGCGAAGAAGGCCUCGUCGCGAUGCCGAAGUACUACGAAGGGAAGGAGGAGGACCGGCGGGCGUGCGCCGGGGUGCGCGAGGAUUUGAAAUACUGCCUGCUGGAGUGUCCCUGCGUGAUCGAGGAAGGGAAAAGCCCCAGACAGUGCUUGAAGGAAGGACAUUGCAGAGGUUUGCUAAUUUCCAUGUUUGAAUGCAGAAGAUCAUUGUUGGAUAACAGAACAAGAUUCAGAGGAAUAAAAGGAUAUUGAAGUUCCCCAUUAAGAAGCAAUCUCGGCUGUAUUGUUGGCAGAUUAAAGGACCGGAAUUCUCUGGGUUUCUCUGGAAGCCAUUCCUGGCUGUGAUAGCACUGAAUGACUGGCACAGCUGAGUACCAAAGGUACUGAAAUGAAAAUCAAGUCUGGCAGUUUUGUGGUAACCGUAUUGUAAAUAAAAUAAUAUUUAAUUUCAACUGACCUCCUUAAUCUUGGGAAUUAUUUUUUUCUAGGAACUUAAUUAUUGUAUAGGUUGAUUUACUUUCAAGAUAUGUAAUAUUAUUGUUCUCGCCUUUUUUUUGUUUUUUUAACAAGUGUUCUCCAAAAAUGCCAAAUUAAGUAGACAGAUCAUUCUCAUAAGAAAUUUUCGUUGUAGUUCUAGAAAGGAUAUACAAGUGUGGAAUCAGUACAGUACAAUUCUAAGCUGGUACCUACUGGAGUAAAUGUGUGUAUUUGGUAUAAAAAUCCAUGUAUUUUCCAAAGCAGAUCCAGCAAUUGAUGUGUGCAUGUAGAACUCAGUCAUUUUCUGCAAGACUGCAAUUUCAUUCUAGAAUUCAUUUUAACAUGGUUAAAAAAUGCAAAAACUGCAAUACUUUGCAUAUGUGGCUUUCAGCUAGAAAUGCCUGAAGCUGUGAAUGCCUACAUAUCUUGGGGAUAGCAGUCUGGAAAAGGCUAGCUUAAAUGUUUUACUUUUUCCCCAAAGCAUAUUGUUGCUCAGUAAUACCUCAGUUCACGAACGAUUCUAUUCACAA
Python bivittatus (Burmese python) is the source of this 1068-nucleotide messenger RNA. RefSeq names its product cytochrome c oxidase assembly factor 5 (gene COA5). Gene Ontology annotation, molecular function: DNA binding. Gene Ontology annotation, biological process: mitochondrial respiratory chain complex IV assembly. Gene Ontology annotation, cellular component: nucleus; mitochondrion. Lineage: Eukaryota; Metazoa; Chordata; Lepidosauria; Squamata; Pythonidae. The record is from RefSeq and is a predicted model, not a curated record.